GUCCGAGUGCCGCCCCAGAGCGGGAACGCGAGCGAGAGCGCGGCCGUCCGGCCCGGCGUGUCGCGCGGCCGAGUGCCGGGCGCCGCAGCCCGCGCCGGUUUUCGGGGCAACUCGUGUUGUCCGCCACACUCGGCAGAGGGGAAACUGAGUCCCCGGGGGGCAGUUGCUCGCCCGAGUCACCCAGCCGCACCAGAGGCUUCUCGUUUCGGCCGCCUCCUCGCUUCCUCCGGGACCCGGCGCCGGGCCUUUGAGUUCAUGGGCGCCCCCCCACUCCCACGCCGAGGCGAGAACUUGGCCGACCUUGACCCCGUCUGGUCGGGCUGUUGCGGGGGGAAGGGAGGCGUGUCCUGGACAAAAGCCCCCGCGGCGGCUCCCCCUCCCCCGGCAGAGAACGGCGCUGAGCGCAGCGGCCUCGGCGGGGAUCGGGAUGAUGCAGCCGGGCCCCGCUCGGGAGGCACUGGGAGACCGUGUGUAAAAACACCAGGACAGCAGACCCGGAAAGGGCAGUGCGGGUUCGGAGGUGGUGGGAACCAGGCGCACGGCCAGCGAGCCGUGGGGAGUCUUCUAAGCAGACACUUGUGCAGGGUUCAAGGCUAAGUCGGCGUUCUCGUUGGUUCGUUUCUUAACAAAUGCUCGAGUGCCUGCCGGGUAACGAGCGGGCUCAGGGCUGCACCUGGAAGCCCGCCCUUCGGACAAACUGCACUAGCUACACCGUUAUCUGGUUACUGCUGCUCCGGAGGAAACGCGGGACGCCGGUCCGGGAAGGGCAGGCAAUGCUUCAGCUGAGCUCCAGGGGUAAUUGAGGAUGAGCUUGGUGAAGAGGCUGGUAGGGUUUCGAGCAGAGGGAAUAGAGUAGACAGGGCCGUUGAGGGGCUGCAAGGCCAGUGUGGGUAGAGGGCGGGGGAAGGCGGGUGUGGCGGUGAAGCAUGCAGGGACCAGAGUGGAGAGGCCUUGUCGGCUGGGAGAGAAAGACAGGGAGGGCCUGCUGGCCAUGCUGAAGAGGCUUGGUGUUAUCUUCUUUGCUCUAGCAAGCAUGAGGGGUUGAAGCUUGGCAGAGAUCUAUUCCCAAUGUGUUCUGAAAAGAGGCCUCUGGCUGCCACGUGAGGGUUAGGCCCAACCGAGUUUGGAGGUAAGUUUGGAGAAGUAGUGGCUGCAGUGACUGAAGUGAGAAACACAGGGAAGCACUGUUGUGUGGAGCUUGUGGCAGGCACUGACACUUAGCACGGAGCCUGGCACACGGAAGGACUUAUAAAAAGUCUUGAACUUUGCUGAGAAGAUGGAACCCAGGUUGGAGGCAGGAGGAUCUGGACCAGACUUGGGUGCUUUCUACUGCCAUGGCCACUAAGUGACCUUAAAGCAGUCCCUCCUUUCUAGCUUCCUUUCCUCGUGUAUCGCAGAGUAAAUACCUCCUCUCUUAGAGGUGAAGAGAGACCCUCCAAGGGAGGUUUCUGGAAAGAGCUGGUUAGUCCAGCCUAUCCCCUCUUCAGAGGCUGCCCUUGGCUCUGCACUGACUCCUUACCUAGAACAUUCCCAGCCCUGGAGACCUGACCUUUACCUGACAUGCCCUGCCCCCCUCCACCUUUAUGGCCUGACCAUACUCUGUUCUUUAUACAUCUCUUCACCUUCUUUUCCUAGACCUGUGUUAUUGUUGCUGUUUUCUUUUCCUUUUUAGCUCCUCUGAACUCACUAUGGGGCCUUGGAGCCAGGGAACUGAACUCAGUUGGCCAGCUGCCUGAUGUGCCUUUCUUAGACAGUGAUAUUCAGCCUCUGGUAGAAUUAGGUAUUUGAGUCCUGUCUGUCUUCUAGAUUAUGAGUUCCUUGAGAGCAUGGCUGUGUCUUACUCUUUCCAUAGCCCCUACAGUGCCCAGCAUAGGUCCUGGCACAGAGCGAGUAUUAAGUGUUUGAUGAACAAGGGACUGAAUGAGUUCAUUGACUGCAACUGCUCACCAUGCAAGGGCAGCUGUGAGGAAUCCGCCCAUCUGUGUCUUGUUUCAACAGUUCAUUAAGUACUUUAAAAUCUUAUUUCACUGAUUGACCUUCUUGGUAUCCCUGAGUGGCAGCUCUUCCUAUCUUCUAAGAGAAACUACAUUCUGAAAGAUUAAGUAACUUGCCUAAGGCUAUUAAGCCAGUUGAAGGCUGAGCCAGGAUAAAAAGUUUUGGCUCUUCCCCAGUAGCCUGGUAGACUGAAUUUGGCCAGACUGGCUUCUUUCUCCCGUUGUCUGUUUCACUCACAUCUGCCUGGUGUAGUGGCCGAGCAGAGCUAGGCUGGGUGGCACAUGCUGGGCUUUUUACAUCUUAUCCUCAGGAAUGAAUGUUGGACUUGGAUGGCACCUUACACUCUGCCUUUCCCAUGAGCUUUUUUAUCUACCAAAGGGUUCUAUUUACAUCGAAGUUUGUUUUUAUCUUACCAACUUAAAAAAUUUUUUUAAUUGAAGUAUAGUUCAUUUACAACAUCCUGUUUCUUUCGGGUAUACAGCACAGUGAUUCAAUUAUACAUAUAUAUUCUUUAGAAGUUUUGCCUCAGGAAACCUAAGGACUCAGGAAGGCUCCCAGCUUUGGCCAAGCUCACAUGGUGCAUCUGAAAGUAACCUCUAACGGUCUGGAUUUGUAGAAGCCAUGGUUGGGAAGAGAAGUCUGGUGUUCCUUGAGAUGGCCUGAUAUGAAGGCGUCACACUCCCUGCCUCCCCAAGCCUCUAGCGCUGCCCGGUGGCUGCCUUGUCCUUCAAGUGCAGGAGCCAGUUGAAACGUCAGGAAUGGAAGCCAAUGUGACCAUCCCAAUCUGGCAAAAUAAGCCGCAUGGCGCUGCUCGAAGUGUAGUGAGGAGAAUUGGGACCAACUUGCCCCUGAAGCCAUGUCCCCGGGCAUCCUUUGAGACCCUGCCCAACAUCUCUGACCUGUGUCUGAGGGAUGUGCCCCCAGUUCCUACCCUGGCUGACAUCGCCUGGAUUGCUGCAGAUGAAGAGGAGACUUAUGCCCGGGUCAGGAGCGAUACACGCCCCCUGAGGCACACCUGGAAGCCCAGCCCUCUGAUUGUCAUGCAGCGCAAUGCCUCAGUGCCCAACCUGCGUGGGUCGGAGGAGAGGCUCCUGGCCCUGAAGAAGCCAGCCCUGCCAGCCCUCAGCCGCACCACCGAGUUGCAGGAUGAGCUGAGCCACCUGCGCAGCCAGAUUGCCAAAAUAGUGGCAGCUGAUGCAGCCUCGGCUUCUUUAACGCCAGAUUUCUUAUCUCCAGGAAGUUCAAAUGUCUCUUCUCCCUUACCUUGUUUUGGAUCCUCAUUCCACUCUACAACUUCCUUUGUCAUUAGUGACAUCACCGAGGAGACCGAGAUAGAGGUCCCUGAGCUUCCAUCAGUCCCCCUGCUUUGUUCUGCCAGCCCUGAAUGUUGCAAACCAGAACACAAAGCUACCUGCAGCUCAUCUGAAGAGGAUGACUGCGUCUCUCUGUCCAAGGCCAGCAGCUUUGCAGAUAUGAUGGGUAUCCUCAAGGACUUCCACCGGAUGAAGCAGAGCCAAGACCUGAGCCGGAGUUCACUGAAGGAGGAAGAUCCUGCUGUUCUUAUCUCUGAGGUCCUAAGGAGGAAGUUUGCUCUGAAGGAAGAAGAUAUCAGUAGAAAAGGGAACUGAUAUCACUCAGCUCUGCAACUCAGUCUCACGCUCCUGGAAUUCCUUCAGUAGCUGCCUUCCUCACCGCAGAUGUUUCUGCCCAUCAGUUAAAAAUCUGCAACAGUCUUGCUGAAAGCUAGAGCUUGGACUAAGAAGAGCUGCAUUAUAUGUUUUCCAUACUCAAACCUUAGAAGCUAACGGACUGUUUUGAGCUGAGACACAGGUAAUUAUAUACGUUGGAAUGUCUCAAUUUAAAGGGUGAGAUACAACUUUCUGGUUUUUCCUUUCUCUUGUGUGAAAGUAAGUCCUAAAUGAAAGACUGACUUCACUGCACUAGACCCUGUAACUGGUCUCACCGAACACUUUGUGCCCAGCUGUCACUCACUCUCAGCCGCUUCCUUGCAGCAGAGCAGGGCUGAGGGGAGGGGCUAUAAAUGUAUGUGCACGUUCACAGGGCAGGGAAAAUCUUAUGCUGCUCCAUCAUGAACUGACACCAAUGCCCAGCAAUCAUUCUCUCCCCCUUCCCUGUCUUAACACUUAGAUGUAGAGGUUGGGCCACUGGACCCGCCGAGGCUUGGGAUACUGCUGGGAGGCCUGGGCUGUUUUUUUCUUAAAUAUAUUUUGUAAUACUGUACAACCAAAUCUACCCUCCAAGGCCCUGACGCCUCAUUGGUUCCACUGAUUGAAAGCUCUUUCUCUUCCAUGGACUUUAAGCCCAGCAGGGAAGAGAAAUGAAGAGGUGAAUCUUCCAGGCCCUUGACUGCUCCUUUGCGUGGGGCCAAGGUUUGUACUUACUAUACCAUGCAUGACUCAGAUGCCCUCAGGUCCUUUUCAUUACAGUAUGUAUCCUGUGUUUGGGUUGAAGCAUUACGUGACAUUAAAGGAAGGAUCUGGAGAGAUACUGC
Molecule: messenger RNA, 4507 nt
Organism: Capra hircus (goat)
Lineage: Eukaryota; Metazoa; Chordata; Mammalia; Artiodactyla; Bovidae
Gene: MTFR1L
Product: mitochondrial fission regulator 1 like
Exons: 7
Coding region: 2754-3623 (289 amino acids)
Biological process (GO): mitochondrial fission; aerobic respiration
Cellular component (GO): mitochondrion
Source: RefSeq, a predicted model, not a curated record